Molecule: messenger RNA, 5798 nt
Organism: Corythoichthys intestinalis (scribbled pipefish)
Lineage: Eukaryota; Metazoa; Chordata; Actinopteri; Syngnathiformes; Syngnathidae
Product: ankyrin repeat and IBR domain-containing protein 1-like
Exons: 20
Coding region: 297-3644 (1115 amino acids)
Biological process (GO): protein polyubiquitination; positive regulation of proteasomal ubiquitin-dependent protein catabolic process; ubiquitin-dependent protein catabolic process
Cellular component (GO): ubiquitin ligase complex; cytoplasm
Molecular function (GO): zinc ion binding; ubiquitin conjugating enzyme binding; ubiquitin protein ligase activity
Source: RefSeq, a predicted model, not a curated record
UUUGGGGGUUUCCCAAAAACCUGGCAACCCACUAGCAGCCAGACAGCAGAGUUGACAGGCUCGGGCUUCGGUCACAACGUCACUGGCCGCCCGUGUUCACGUUAUUCAGUGCGGGGAAGAGCGUCGUUUCGACAACCCGAACCCUUCAUUUUAUCGUGCCAGCAAGUGACAGUCUGUUCACAGGACCUGAGCGCAAAGCAGCUCCAUGUGCAACCCACGACUUUCAGUAUGUUUCUAUAUUGAAGAAGCUCCCUGAGGCUUCAGUGUCCGAUCCUGAACUGACCACAGGAGAAGAGAUGGGGAACACAGCGACCAAAUUCCGUAAGGCUCUCAUCAAUGGGGAUGAGCUACUGGCCGUCCAUUUGUACGAGAGCAACCUUCAGUUCAAAGAAGCUCUGGAUCCCAACUCUACAUAUGGAGAGUCCUACCAGCACAACACUCCACUGCACUAUGCUGCCCGACAUGCCAUGAUACGACUACUCAGGUCUUUCCUCCUUAGCAAAGAUGGAAAUCCUAACAAACGCAAUGUGCAAAAUGAGACCUCUUUGCACCUUCUCUGCAUGGGGCCCCAGAUCCUGACCUCAGAAGGGGCUCUGCUACCUCGGAUCUCACGACCAUAUGAAGAUGAACAACGUCGUGCAGAGUGUCUACAAAUUGUUUUAGCAUGGACCGGGGCAAAGUUGGACCAUGGAGAGUAUGAAAAGGCUGAUGUCAAUGCCACAGACAAUAAGAAAAAUACCUGUCUGCACUAUGCAGCUGCCUCAGGAAUGAAGAUCUGUGUGGAGUUUCUAGUGCAGAGAGAGGCAGAUCUUUUUGCGGAGAAUGAAAACCGCGAGACUCCAUGUGACUGUGCUGAGAAACAGCACCACAAGGAGUUGGCCUUGUGCCUGGAGUCACAGAUGGUCUUCUCACUUGCCCCUGAUGCAGAGGGUAUUGAGGCAGAGUAUGCAGCUCUCGACCGAAGAGAGCUGUAUGAGGGCCUGCGUCCUCAAGAUCUACGGAGGCUGAAAGACAUGCUGAUAGUGGAGACAGCUGACAUGCUACAAGCGCCACUCUUCACUGCCGAGGCACUACUACGUGCCCAUGACUGGGACAGAGAAAAACUCUUGGAGGCAUGGAUGACCAAUGCCGAGGAGUGCUGCCAUCGCUCAGGGGUACAGAUGCCCAACCCACCUCCAAGUGGCUGCAAUGCUUGGGACACCUUGCCCUCACCCCGAACACCACGAACCACACGCUCUUCUAUCACCUCACCAGACCACAUAAGCCUCAUUACUGCUGAUGAAGAUUCUGCCCAUUGUGGUAUAUGCAUGUCUUCAAUCUCAGUCUUUGAGGAACCUGUUGACAUGGCAUGUGGCCAUGAAUUCUGCAGAGCAUGUUGGGAAGGGUUUCUCAAUUUAAAAAUCCAGGAGGGUGAGGCCCACAACAUCCUCUGUCCAGCCUUUGACUGCUACCAGCUUGUUCCUGUGGAAGUCAUCGAGAGUGUUGUGUCCAAAGAGAUGGACAAACGUUACCUUCAGUUUGACAUCAAGGCAUUUGUGGAGAACAAUUCAGCAAUACGCUGGUGUCCAGAGGCUGGCUGUGAAAGGGCAGUGCGGCUGAAGACAAAUGGCCCGGGGACAUCCUCCUCAGACCCUAUGAGCUUUCCAUUGCUUCGGGCACCUGCUGUAGACUGUGGCAAAGGCCACCUAUUCUGCUGGGAGUGUCAAGGUGAAGCCCAUGAACCCUGUGACUGUGACAUCUGGAAAAUGUGGCUUCAGAAAGUCAAUGAAAUGAAACCUGAGGAAUUGGCUGGUGUGAGUGAAGCUUAUGAGGAUGCAGCCAACUGUUUAUGGAUGCUUACAAACUCGAAACCAUGUGCCAAUUGCAAAUCCCCAAUCCAGAAAAAUGAGGGGUGUAACCACAUGCAGUGUGCAAAGUGUAAAUAUGACUUCUGCUGGAUCUGUCUGGAGGAGUGGAAAAAGCACAGCUCAUCCACUGGCGGCUACUAUCGCUGCACCCGAUAUGAAGUUAUUCAACAGGUGGAAGAGCAGUCAAAGGAGAUGACUGAAGAAGCAGAGAAGAAGCAUAAGAGCUUUCAGGAACUGGACCGUUUUAUGCACUACUACACACGCUUCAAGAAUCAUGAACACAGCUUUCAGCUGGAGCAACGCCUCAUAAAAACAGCCAAGGAGAAAAUGGAGCAACUCAGUCGGGCUCUGAGGGGAAGGGAAGGAGGACCACCUGACACUACAUUUAUUGAAGAUGCUGUCCUAGAACUGCUAAAGACUCGCCGAAUUCUCAAGUGUUCUUACCCAUAUGGCUUCUUCUUAGAGCCCAAAAGCACAAAGAAGGAGAUCUAUGAGCUAAUGCAGACGGAUUUGGAGAUGGUAACUGAAGACCUCGCACAAAAGGUUAACCGGCCUUACCUUCGGACUCCACGUCACAAGAUCAUACGUGCAGCAUGUUUGGUACAGCAGAAAAGACAGGAGUUCCUGGCCUCAGUAGCAAGAGGGGUGGCCCCUAAUGAUUCCCCUGAGGCCCCAAGACGCAGUUUUGCUGGCGGAACGUGGGACUGGGAAUAUUUGGGCUUUGCAUCACCUGAGGAGUAUGCAGAUUUCCAGUACAGACGAAGACAUAGACAGCGGAGGCGAGGUGACAUGGCCAGUCUCCGUAGCAACACGCCUGACCCUGAUGAUCCCAGCGAUAGCACUUUAGACAACCAGGACGUUGGAGAUGGAAUUAGACAUGGUCGAUUGAUGGGUUUUGGUUCUAUGGAUGAUGAUGACCCUAACAUUCUACUGGCCAUUCAGCUGUCACUCCAGGAAUCAAGAAUGACAGAAGGACAGUCUAAUCAGGAAGUUCUUGCUAAUGAAGCUUCACUUGGAGCUAUCGGCACGUCUUUGCCUUCUAGGCUUGAACAGAGUACGUCAGGUAUAGAGGUUCUCCCCAGAGUGUCCUUAAGCAGCUCAGAAUUGCUUGAGCUGGGUGACAGCUUGGCUCGACACAUUAACAUCACCAGCCAUUACCCUACAGCCACCGGGAAUCCCAUCUCUUUUCAGCUCAGUGACAGCCAAAACCGAGCCAAUGGCUCCUCUGUGCCAAUACCAGUAGCUCCAGGCAGCAGUUUCUCAUCAACAGGUGUCUUCUCGUCCUCCGAUGACCCAACAGACUCAAACACUUUCAGCAGCCAUGACCCAUCUGCUUCCUCCGCAUUAGCAGCAAAUGCUAAUCUGCUCGGCAACAUAAUGGCUUGGUUCCAUGACAUGAACCCUCAAAGUAUUGCCUUGGUCCCCUCAAGCGCUUCUGCUACAGACACAAAUGUGGACCUACUCCAUGCAGGUGUUGAAGAGUGCCUGCAGGAUGAAGAGAAAAGUGGGGUCGUCAUCCUCUGUGAGAAUAGAAAAUCCCAUGAAGAAGUGGCGGAAGUUGGUAGUGUUUGUGACAUGGAGAGAAAAGAGUGCCCUGUCGUGGAGAGGCCAACACAACUCCAUCUUGUGGGGCUGGAGCCCAUGCCAUUGCCUUUAUUGCCCACUCGUGACAUGACUGGGGUCCAUGAGGAAAGGGUAGACACCAAGGUCUGUCGUGUUGACACACCUCAAUGUCCACCUGACCAAUUGCCCAGCAGCAGCUCUUCAGAGUGGGAGGAACAGGUGCACUUGGUAUGAUCUAAUUGCCUUUUUGCAAUCCAUAAUAUUUUUGGGCAGGUCAAAUUAGUCAGUCUGGUCAUAGUUGCUAUAGUCAGUUGGAAUGUAUAAGAAUUAACUUUUCAUUUUGUAUAUGUUUGGAAAGUAUACAGAGUAUUUCAACUUGAGCUGGCGGGCAGAAUAGAAAAAAUGCCAGAACAUUGUUUAGUCUACUGCGAUGCCCCUUAUGAGAAAAAUGGUAAAGUAGCACCAGAGAAUAUAUUUUCCCUAAAUGGAUUAUGCGCUGAUGGAGCUGUCAAUUUGUUGUUUUUCCUGCAAUCAGAGGCAAAUUGAAAUUGACCUCCUCCUGAAUAAAUAUUCACUGUGUUCACUCUAGAAUUGAACGUAUUAUGGACAGGUUUGAAGGAGACUGUACAAUUUGGCUAGACUACAUUGGAUCAGCUACAUAGUCAAUUAUUUUCAACCAUUUCCAACAGUUAUUGAUUCUGAAUGAGUGCUGAUCCAAACUGACAAAGGCCAUCUGUUUUAAGCAGCACUCUACCAGCUCUUUUUCCUUGUUGCUGAUUAGCUGCAGCAUUGCAGGGAUAACAAAAUGUCAUCUGCAGGCAGUGUAGUAGUAUUUGGUUGGAGUUUUAACGUCUACGUUACAGAGAAAUAACGAAUUCCUGUCCACAGCCACCUGCUUUAUAGUGACUAAACUGAUUAUUAAAAGCACAGUUUUACAUUCACCAAGUGGAUUCUUGAAUUAAAGCAAGUUGUGCCUGUCUAAUGCAAUCCCAGCAGCUAGAUUUCACAUUAAAGUGAUGUUGUUUGACACACUGUAGAUAGCAGUUUUAAGUAAAACCUUUUCGGCGAGUUCUUGAGAUGAGAAAAUAGAAUCAGAAAGUAUUGGUCGGAUGUUUUAGUGUGAGACUUUGCAUGAAACCUUUUUUUUUUUUUUUUAAUUAUAAAUAAUGAUAAGAUUUUAAAAUAUAAAUCAGGCGAAAAACUCAAUGUUUUCUGUUAAAAUUCUUUAAUUUAGUAGCUAACAGUACGUCAGAAUAUCAGUCCUUUAAUGAGGUAUUUUAAAUAGCAAUUACAGACUAAAGACUAAUCAGCCAGUGGUCUUCUUCGAACAACAAGCAAAGGAUAUGAGUAGAAAGUCUCAUUUGAAAUUUUCUAAAUGAGACUUAAUUAGGCCCAUGUAAAUUAUCUCUGAUGACAAAUUUACACAUAAUAAAAGCAUCUACAUCGCUGUGCAGAUGUCCAGGGUAAUGCAUUUUGAAGCAAAUCAUAAAUGUGUGUUGUGACAUCUCAAACAAUAGGAACUCCAAGAUUUAGAAUCGGUCGUCUACACAGGAAAAAAUAUAAAUAGUGCCUUUAUUUCAGUCACAAUAACUGAAUUUCUUUGUUUUUCAUUUUGCACAGUAUUCACAGUGUACACAUACUGUGUUACUUAGAUGUUAUUUCUUUCGCAACAUAUUUCAAAUGCACAAUAUAAGUAUAUAUAUAUAUUUUUUGCAACCUUAGAAUUUAGUUUUCAUGAAUUCAUACUGUAACAUUUGCAUGCCCAGACAUUCAUCCUUUUUCUUAUGGUUUAAGAAUAAUGCCACUAUUGACUUGUAAUUGAGCUCUUGCAGACACUAAUACAGAGGAAAGUUGCAAUACAAAAUUGACAUUUAUUUUAAGAAAAAAAAAAAAAACAUAUCCAGUGAAGAAAAUAUGUGUUUUAACCAUUGCAAAGUGAAACACAUGAUCAGUUUUUUAAUGUUUUGGAACUUUUUGACAGCUUUAUGCCUAACUGAUCUGAAGUAAAUUAGCUUCUGUUUUCUAGUAACGCAGUAUAAACAUAUAAAGAUUGCUUUGGCAGGUUUCUUGAAGUUGUUGAACUGUGAGUGCCAUUUGGUCUGUGGAGCAAAGUUUCUUCAGACUUGGUUAAUUUGUGGUAGUUAAACACAGGAUAUGAGAUAGUAUACUCUGUCGUGUAACAGUAUGCUGUGCAUUACACCUCUAAGUGUCCAGGUGAUUUAUUUUAAAAUACAAUUUUGUUACUCAUUUUCUAUUGUAAAGCAACUAAUCCUUGAAAUGCUAUUUGCACUUUCAUAGUCUAUACUUGAUACAUUCCCUCUUUAUAUGAAUUGUUUGGAUUGUUAUGCCAAUAAACUAUGUGUUGAAUUUUUUUGCGUGAUAUUUUUU